CAAGUGAACUCUGAAGCAUAGUGAUCCCAUGACACAGGAUAUGAACCUCACAUCCCAUGUUAGGGUUAGUAUUCAUUGGGCAUCGAGAAUCUUCGGACGGGGGCUAGACGGCUUCAGUUUAACAUAGUCUGACGGAGCAGCAGAUUGUAUUUGGCGAUAAAGCUUCGGAGGGCAGGGGAGUGAUUGCGAACUGUGGCGAGAUCGUGCGUCUGGAUUGGCAGGAGCAGCAAAAAUCAUAAUCUGGCGUCAUGGGGAAUAAGCCUGCAAAGCAAGAGACUAGGAAGGAUGAGAUCUUUGCAAGAGUCAUGCCUCCACUAGACCAAGCCUUUGUUAGAUGGCUUGCUCGCGAUGUCAAAAGAUUGCAUGCUUUCGCCCCAAGAAAUCCUCGUGCCAUAAAGCCACCGGAUCAUUAUAUAGAGUACAUGCGGCUGUAUGGUUGGCUGGAUCUCGACAUGGAUGAUCCGGACCUGGCUUGUUUGAUUAAGUAGUUUGUCUCGCCUUGCUAUGUACAUGAUGCAAGUGUCUCUCUGGUUGUUUAGUGGAUUUCACAAAUCGAGAUUGCAACUUCACUUA
Messenger RNA from Musa acuminata subsp. malaccensis (wild Malaysian banana), 573 nucleotides. NCBI's taxonomy places the organism in Eukaryota, Viridiplantae, Streptophyta, Magnoliopsida, Zingiberales, Musaceae. The record is from RefSeq and is a predicted model, not a curated record.